CGCUGCCAACCCGUGUCCCCCGCAGGCAUAAGAAGCCAGCGGGUGCCCGUGGUGCCUGGCCACGCCGCAUCGCUGUGCCACAGCCCCGCCGGCAGCAGGGAGGGCCACGCCACGACCAUGUCCGAGCUGGAGAAGGCGAUGAUCGCCAUCAUCGAUGCCUUCCACCAGUACUCCGGGAAGGAGGGAGACAAGCACAAGCUGAAGAAAUCGGAACUGAAGGAGCUCAUCAACAACGAGCUGACCCAUUUCCUCGGGGAAAUCAAAGACCAGGAGACUGUGGACAAAGUCAUGGAGGCACUGGACUGCGAUGGGGAUGCAGAGUGCGACUUCCAGGAGUUCGUGGCCUUCAUUGCAAUGGUCACUGCUGCUUGCCAUGAGUUCUUUGAGCAUGAGUGAGCUGUGGGAAGCAGUUGAUGGAAGUGGAUCCAGGCUGAAACAUUCAAGAGCAGAGCUCAUGUACUGACAGCAAGGAAAAAAAAAUCUUAAAAAGAAAACUAUGGUUUUCUUCCCUCAAAUGAGUUAUGGACUUUUACAGACCCCAGAAAAGGAACAGAACCAACCACAGCACUGUCAUUCGUAUUUGGGAGAGAAAAGUGGCAGAAAUAAAUAAUGAUUUUGCAGUUACCUUUGCUUGACAAGUUUAAAGGAAUGCUAGAAAUAUAGCACUUUUAUGUUUAGGUGAGAACAAGGUUAAAUAAACCAGAAGUGACUGGAAGAAAAUACAGUGGUGCAUAUAAUUUUAAUAAUAUAUACUGAAAGAGAAAAAAAAUAGAACUCUGCUUAUAUGGCACUGGAUAACCAAGCCACACCAUAAAACCUGGUGUGCCUAGAUCCUCCCAAACAAAACAAAAAUAACAGAAAAUCCAAACUCAAACACAAAAUCUGAAGAUUGUAGCAACAACCCACAUUAGAAUUGGUCAUGACAUGGAAUUCUCAUUUGAAAUAUCUGACCA
Messenger RNA from Vidua chalybeata, 953 nucleotides. RefSeq names its product S100 calcium binding protein B (gene S100B). The record is from RefSeq and is a predicted model, not a curated record. NCBI's taxonomy places the organism in Eukaryota, Metazoa, Chordata, Aves, Passeriformes, Viduidae. Gene Ontology annotation, cellular component: nucleus; cytoplasm. The transcript is spliced from 4 exons. The coding region runs from base 118 to 396 and encodes 92 amino acids. Gene Ontology annotation, molecular function: RAGE receptor binding; calcium ion binding; S100 protein binding. Gene Ontology annotation, biological process: positive regulation of canonical NF-kappaB signal transduction; positive regulation of cell population proliferation.